Molecule: messenger RNA, 1004 nt
Organism: Gordionus sp. m RMFG-2023
Lineage: Eukaryota; Metazoa; Nematomorpha; Gordioida; Chordodea; Parachordodidae
Product: malonyl-CoA-acyl carrier protein transacylase, mitochondrial-like
Exons: 5
Coding region: 44-895 (283 amino acids)
Molecular function (GO): transferase activity
Source: RefSeq, a predicted model, not a curated record
UAAAAUUUCUUAUAAAUAUUUUGAUAUCCAAAAUGUUAAAAACAUGUUUGAGCAAGCAAAUGAGAUUUUAAAUUUUGAUAUUAAAAAUUUUUGCUUACAUUAUUACCAAUCAGAUACAGAUAAUUUAGUGAAUUUACACUGUGCCUUGUUUUUAAUAUCCUUAGCUGAAAUUGAAAUAUUAAAUGCUGAAAAUUCUGAAGUUAUAAAUAACUGUGUGGCAACUACUGGACUUAAUUUAGGUGAAUAUGCCUCAUUAGUUUUUAGUGGGGCCUUAAAUUUUGAAUAUGCUUUACAGCUGAUCAAAAUUAGAGCUGAAGAAAUUGAAAAAUUAUCAAGUAAAGUAUUAAGUGGAAUGUUAACAGUAAUGUUAAGUGCUAAAUCUAAUUUAAAUCAGGCAAUUAUUGAAUCUAAAGAACAUUGCUUAGGAAAGGGCAUUGAAAACCCUAUUUGUACCAUAGCAAAUUAUUUGUUUCCGCAAUGUAAAAUUUUAUCAGGUCAUAAUGAAGCAUUGAGAUACAUUGAAAUAAAUCACAAAAAUUAUGACAUAAUUAAAUGUAAAAAAUUACCAAUUAAUUUUGCAUUAAAUUCUAAAAUCCUGAGUCCUAUUUUGCCUAUAUUAUCUGUAGCUUUGAAUCAAGUUGAUAUUCAGAUUCCUCUUAUCCCCGUAUAUUCAAACGUAACCGGCCAUCGUUAUAAAAGUGCUGACCAGAUAAAAAAAUUAUUAUGUCAACAACUUGUUAAGCCUGUCAAAUGGGAACAAACGCUUCAUGUUAUGUAUGAAAGGCCACAGAAUACGAAUUUUCCCAUUACAUAUGAAUGCGGGCCUGGAGACUUGUUGGGCCCUAUUUUGAAAUUAAAUAAUCGAAAAGCUUUCGAAAAUUAUCGCAGAGUGUAGGCGCCUUAUUCAUUAUGAAUAUUAUGGAUUGUUAAAUAGUGGAUUUAUAAAAAAAUUAUAAAUAUUUUUGUAUUUAUAUAAUUGCAUAAACUAUUAGAAUUUUAAAUUA